AACAUGGCGACACAACAAACGGAAGCGAUCGAAGCAAUGGAAAAUGCGAACCGAACUUCGCAUCCUGGCUUCAGUAACGACAAGUAUUCUCUGCUCGUCAUUGUCGGUGGACAUAGUCGGACUGGAUUUGUGGACUACGUGGUUGCAGAGAUAAAGAGAGGCAUCCGCUCAUGGGAUGUGGACCUGACAUUCUGUAACCUGGACGAGCAGCUCAAGCUCUUUGUGUCUCGACACUCUGCCUUCUUCUCGGAAGAAAUAAAAGGCCAGAGGACACUGCAGCACAGUGGAGACGUUCUAGACACCAAGGUGGUGGGGAACCCAUCCCAUGAGUUGGUCUGCUCAGAGGUGCGCCGGCUUAUAUCUGAUGUGUCUCGCCACAAGUUGUUGGUUCUUGCUGGACAAUGUGUCGAAGAGGCAGGAGACCUGGUCUUACAAACAGGAUGCUUCUCUCUCAGUGACUUCAUUCAGAUAUUUGCUGAUGAAGAGAUUGGAGAGUUAUUGAGCUCGGCAGACCCUACACAAAAAGCUAGCCUCACGCUGAGUUGUCCUAACACUGGGGUGUGGAAGAACUCAGUGUUGGAGAAACACAACCUACAAGACUUCAUUGACAUCAAAACAAACCUGCCAUCAGUGCUACCUGAAAUGGAAGGUCUGCAAGAGUUCACAGAAUACCUCUCAGAGUCCCUGGAGCCACAGUCUUCUUUUGAGCUGCUGGAGCCCCCCAGUACUGUGGGCUUCCUCAAACUCUCCCGCCCCUGCUGCUACGUAUUUCCAGGUGGGAGAGGAGACUCUGCCUUCUUUGCUGUUAACGGUUUCAACAUCCUGGUCAACGGAGGGUCCGAUCCACGCUCCUGUUUCUGGAAACUGGUUAGACAUCUGGACAGAGUUGACUCCCUGCUCCUCACCCACAUCGGCACUGACAAUCUUCCAGGGGUGAACAGUCUUCUCCAAAGGAAAGUGGUAGAACUGGAGGAUGAACAGUCUGCCGACUCUCAGAUCAAUGAGGACUGGAUGAAAAAUCUAAUUUCCCCUGAUAUUGGCAUAGUUUUCCUUAAUGCUCCAGAGAGAUUGAAGUCAUUCGAGGGUAAUCCCAAAGAACUGCGGAGCUGCGAUCAGGUGGCACUCACGUUGCAGCACCUUGAAAGGCUAACAAUCAAUCCAGAGCCUCUUAGUCGCUCAAAUGGACCCACCAUUGAGCCUGUUAUACUUUUCCAGAAAAUGGGAGUUGGUCGUCUAGAGCUGUAUGUUCUUAACCCAGUCAAAGGCAGUAAAGAGCUUGAGGCUUUGAUGAAGAACUGGCCCGGCAAUGGAUCUAACAUGAAAGGCUCAGAGAUACCCCUGCCUUGCCUCGUCUCCAUCUGUGCUCUAUUGGUGUGGCAUCCUGCCAGUACUCAAGAGAAGAUCAUUCGAGUUCUCUUCCCUGGGUGUACUCCGCAGGCCAAGAUUCUUGAAGGACUUGACAAAGUAAAGCAUCUAGAAUUCCUGAAACACCCCGCCGUGAGCCUCAGGGACCUUGAAGCAUCCAAAUCAGAUAAACAACCAAAACGUGCAGAGAGUCGGGAGAGCCUUAAGUCCCUUCCCAGGGACUCAAGACCUAGCAGUGCCUUGCUGAAGGACAAACUUGGACGUGGGGACAUUAAGAAACAAGACGUGAAGACCAAGCCCAAGGGCCCAAGUGACAUUGCUCCUAAAGAAAAGAAGGAAGGGGAUGAGAAGUCGAAAUUGAAGGAUGGGGAUGCUAAACAAAGACUUCCAAAGCCUGAAAAGCUUAUGACAAAGAAAGAACCUUUAAAGGAUGAGAAAAAAGAAGUCAAAAAGAGGGAUGAGAGAGCCUCUGCAGGUGUUGCCAAAAAGGAUGAAAAUGUGGAGAAAAAGAAAGAACAAAUUAAGAAAGAACCUCUUGGUCUUAAACCAAAGAAAGAUGUCAAACCUGAUCCAAAGAAAGAGAUCAAGAAGGAAAUCAAGCCAGAUGAGAAGAAACCAACAAAACCUGUCAGCAAGGAUGUGAAAAAAGUGAUAGCUGGACCUUCAUUAGGAACCCUAGAAGCAAAAAAGCCCGUAGGCAAGAAUGGAACUUUGAAGAAGGAUGCAAUCCCCAAGAAAGACUCAUUGAACAAGGGGGGAAAGUCAAAGACGAGUAAAAAGACAGAGAAUCAAAAAGCCUCUGAAGGGGAUGCUGAUCGUUCUAAGAUGUCAACACCUGAAGACAUGACAGCGGAAUUCGAGAAGCUCAGAGCAGAAAAUGGAGAGUCAGAGAAAAAGACUGCUGUUGUAGUGAGCACUAUAGCUAACAAUGAAGGAAUGGUGCAACCUGAAACAGAGAAUGGAUCAAGAGAAAAUGCAGAGAAGGGUGACAUCUUGGAAAGUCCAGAAAAGUUCCGCUGCAUGGAGACACUCCCAAAUCCAGGGAAGGCCCUGGGAACCACUUCACCUCUUGCCAAAACUCCUAAAAGUGACCGCAGUGUGAACUUUGAUAUCACACCAACUGAAUACAGGCUUCUUGAUGGGGCCCUGCGAAAUGGACAAGAUGCAUGUGCCAGCUCAGAUGAGAAGACUUUAGAGUUGGUCUCCCCUGCUGACUCAGCCCCUAAUAGCGCUGGGCAUACCCCUUUCCACCAAUCAUCUGAAGAGGAUGCUCAAGGCUCUGGUGAGGACAGUAGUCUCGGGGGAAGGGUGCCUAGCCUUGGGUUUGAAGACUGCCAUGUCAUGGGUUCUUGCAGGAACUCUGAGGUAGGCUCCUUGAGGGGGAACCUAGAGAACUCUACAUCGUCCCAGGAGAAGCAAUCAAGCCUUUUGACACCGAGUCCCUUCAUGCUGCCGGACUCUGUCUCCCCCAAUAUUACCUCUAUGCCUGCUGAAAUCGGUUCCCCACACUCGACAGAAGUUGAUGAGUCUCUUUCCGUGUCUUUUGAACAGGUGCUCCCAUCUAUUGAUGAGUCACCCAAGGGAGACCAUAUGGACAGGUCCUACUCGAAUGGGCAUUUUGCUGAUCCUGACCCCAAAAUGGGGAUGUCCUUACCUUUGAGGACAUGUCAUAACAUGCGUCCGCCAGGGGAUGGCUCAGAGGAACGCCUUACUGGAUUUCAGGGUCUUCUCCCCGACGUUCCCCAUGACGUCGACCUCUGCCUGGUCUCACCUUGUGAAUUCCAGCACCCGAAGUCCCCAGAGAACCAACAACAGCAUCUGUCUCCGGGGCUAGCGACAGGUAGCCCGCGAGAACUAUCAGAAAACAGCGACCACUCCCAGGAGCUAGCUAAGCCACAAAGCGUCAUUCAUAGUGAUCGACAUUCGCCACAAGGUCAGGAGACUCCACCCACAUCUGCUAGUGAGUCCCUCAACACAGCCACAGAUUCAGACAUACCCCCAGGGACUGAAGACUGCCCCUCCAUCACUGCAGACAUGGACUCUGAUGAGGAUUCUGGGAGUUUCCCACCCCACCAUCCACACGACCAUCCCAGCUCUCACUCCUCCAACAGGGGAGCUCAACAUUCCUCUCAGGACCCUCCCCCAGCCCCAAUGAAGGACCUGCCACCCUUGCCGCCCCAGCCCGGUGCCUGCAUGGCUGACCCUGAGGCUGAUGCUCCAAGCAAGACCUCAAAGAGCACAGUCACAAAAACCAAGAAACCAGCUGGGGUCACACAUAGGUUAACGUCAGCUACCAGUACGACUCUGAACAGCAAGACCAAGACUGGCAGCACAACUGGUACGUUGAAGAUCACCUCAAGUCUUGACACAAGGCCUUCAUCCCGCAAUACCACUAAUGGCUCCAGACCUGGGACUGCAAGGUCAGCUUCUUCAGGUUCUGUGGGCAGCAAGGCCAGUGCAGCUGGAGGGGCCCCAGUUUAUUUAGACCUGGCUUAUCUCCCAUCUGGCUGUGCCUCUACCACCAUUGACGUGGAGUUCUUCCGACGCCUGCGCUCCUCCUGCUACAUCGUUAGUGGCAAUGAGCACCUGAAGGAGUCUGUCAUGAGACCUAUUCUUGAUGCCCUACUGGAGGGGAAGACGGCCUGGCCCGAUGUGCAGGUGACCCUGAUCCCCACUUUUGACUCACUGACGAUGCAUGAGUGGUACCAGGAGACCCACGAGAGGCAGGGGGAGCUGGGCAUUACCGUGCUGGGCAGCAACAGCACUGUGGCCAUGCAAGAGGAGACCUUCCCUGCAUGUAAAGUGGAGUUCUGAGAGAGAACAAGACGAAUCUUCAGAUCCCUGCACUCUUAUCCACCAAAGUAUCUCCCUCACUUGAUCUUCUCUUAAAUUGUGAUGGACUCAUUUCCCCCCUCUAAACUGACGAUUUCCCACCCUAGCAUGCAUCAAGUAUAGCCUGGUAGAUUAGCAGGCUUUUUUCCUCCUUUCAAUCUUAUUAAUAUAGAGCGGACUCCAGCAAGCACUCCCAUCUUUGCCUGGGUACAUCUAUACCAUGGAAAUGAAGGCAGAACAUGAAGAUGUCCAAGAGUCUUUGGUCUACCAACAUGCAGAAAGGUUGUUCAUUAUGAAUGCUAGGCAAGGUGGAUUUAGAAGACUGGCAAUACUAAUCGAAGUUCCUCACACUUCUUAUUAGCAGCCAGGUAGUUGUGAUCCAAAUCCACAACAGCCCAGAGAGAACUAGUCGACAGCUGUAGGAAACCCUCUGCCUCUUUGGGGCUGAACUCCUGAGUUUUUCCUUUAACGAUGAAUCAUUUAAUCCGUAUAGCAUUUCAUAGGUGUAUUUAGCCCUGCACCCAUUUGCACAGUUAUUAAUUUCCACAGACAAGGGGACCGCAGUGAGAGAAUCAGUGUUACAAUAGAUUAGGAUGUCCGUCAAAAACGAAAAAAGGCAGAGGGUGUGUGAGAGGAGGUGAAGACGGGACCUUUGUUGUCUCCUGGGGCACAUGUAGACGUGCCGAGACCUCAGCACUUACUGAAGGACACCGACAUGUUUCUACAUCUCAUUUUGAGUUUCAUAGACGGUCUAUGAACAUUAUAAGGAGAUCGCCAAUGUCUCGGAAGGUAAUGGUGUGCAUGUGAACAGAAGGAUUACUCUGACAUUGAUAAAAUAAUGAAGUCCAUGUUUCAAGAAAUUAUGAAAUGUGCAGUAUUUUUGUGUAACAUUCAUAUCAGUCACUUUAACCCUUCAUCUGGAGCACAUACAGUGGUAUACACUUUUGACAGUGUCUUUUUAAAUGAAAUGGCUUGGUAAAUACUAGGUAAUCAUUUGUAGUUUUAGAUGGAAGGCAAUAGACAAUUGAGUCAUUUAUGUACCAACUCACAUGACUGAAUUAGUUUUAGUACCGAGUAGUUAUUUCAUGAAAAAAUGCACUUUGAAAGAAGUGUUAACAGUACAGUAUAUUUCCACACUAAUAAACCAACUGUAUCCAAACCUCUA
Salvelinus namaycush (lake trout) is the source of this 5362-nucleotide messenger RNA. RefSeq names its product microtubule-associated protein 1B-like. Lineage: Eukaryota; Metazoa; Chordata; Actinopteri; Salmoniformes; Salmonidae. The transcript has 7 exons. Gene Ontology annotation, cellular component: microtubule associated complex; synapse; cytosol. The coding region runs from base 4 to 4179 and encodes 1391 amino acids. The record is from RefSeq and is a predicted model, not a curated record. Gene Ontology annotation, biological process: microtubule cytoskeleton organization; regulation of microtubule depolymerization; axonogenesis. Gene Ontology annotation, molecular function: microtubule binding; actin binding.